AUGGCAGACACCAUGCACCCAGCGGCUUCAGAGCCAAAUGCCUUCCCUGCACCCAAGCCAGAAACUCCAGUCGAUGCGAAAAUUGCUAAACCUCUGAAGCCACCGAAUCCAAUGUGGAAGUACCUCGGAUUCGGGGAAAACUUCCGGCCAAAGCUACCCUCCCGAAACUGGACCAUAUUUCUCACCAUAACAGGCUCCUUCACUGCCGCCGUUAUCUACGACAAGCGGGAGAAAAAGCGCGCGCAGAGAAAAUGGUGCAAACUUGUGGAGCACAUUGCGAAGGAACCCCUGGAUGCCAAAUCAAUGCCCAGGAGACUCACUGUGUAUUUGGAAGGACCGCCCACGGACGGACUAAGAGUUGCGCAGGAUCACUUCAAGGACUAUGUGAAGCCGAUUCUUGUUGCAUCGGGGCUCGAUUGGGACUUCGUACAGGGAAGGAAAGAGGGCGAUGUAAGAGCUGAGCUGGCGGAAAGGAUACGCAAUUCGAGAACGCCGCCUGAGCAACGGACAGGGGAGGACGUUGUGACCGAGACCCGCAGGACAUCUGGAAUCAAAGAAUUCGACGGGCCGAUGGGAGAUAUUGUCCUUGGGAGACAUACAUGGAAGGAAUACGUCCGGGGUUUACAUGAAGGAUGGCUGGGACCUCUCAAAGAAGCGCCGAAGCCAGUUGAAGAGAAGCCAUCCGAGGACACCAAAGUGAAAGAGCCCAUGGAAACUCUACCAGGAAUUACUCUCAUCUCUGAGCCCAGAGAAGCAAAUGCUCUCUCCCCAGGUGAAGAUAUAACCUCAAAGUCAGACGACAAAACCAAAAAACCUCCCCAACCAGCGCCCUUCAUCUCCGUAUCCGCCUACGCAACCGCUCCCAGCCCACCAGACCUUCCAGUAGAGUUCGACCCAUCAACGCCGAUCUCUUUCCCUCACAUCCUAGGGUUCCUCAACACACCAAAACGUCUCUAUCGGUUCCUAAACAGACGCGUCCUAGCAGAUUCCAUCGGGCGAGAGACAGCAGCCAUAAUACUCUCCACUUACAGACCAUAUUACACGACGUCCAAUCCUUCCUCUGAAUUCUCUAGUUCUUUCUCCUCAGAGGGGGCUGAUGGAGGCGUUCAGAAUGGCGAUAGUAAUACUGGUGCUGUCCCGCAAAUAGCAGAGCAGCAAUCAGCACUCAUAGAAGAGGAGAAGGAAUGGCAUAAAAGUGCCCGAGUUCGACUUGAUGGUGAGCCAGAACGUACAUGGUUAGAGCCCGUAGUUUUAGACCCGCGAAUUGCUAGCCGGAUGCGCAGGUCGGAGUUGACACCUGAAGAUGAGACGAGAGCGAGGAAUAUUGUGGUACCGGAAAAAGAAAUUGAAGGGUGGCUUAAAGGUGGGAUUCGGACUUUAGGCCGAGAGGGCAUCAAGGUAUUAGGGUUUGAGAAGGAAAAGAAGCCUAAUCCUGUUGAGGGAGAGGGGGAGGAUGUCCAGGGAUAG
Cadophora gregata is the source of this 1467-nucleotide messenger RNA. It is a transcript of the gene TIM54, whose product is annotated as mitochondrial import inner membrane translocase subunit tim54. The record is from RefSeq and is a predicted model, not a curated record. The transcript is spliced from 2 exons. Lineage: Eukaryota; Fungi; Ascomycota; Leotiomycetes; Helotiales; Ploettnerulaceae. The coding region runs from base 1 to 1467 and encodes 488 amino acids.